Messenger RNA from Morone saxatilis (striped sea-bass), 3032 nucleotides. RefSeq lists its product as uncharacterized. Lineage: Eukaryota; Metazoa; Chordata; Actinopteri; Moronidae. The record is from RefSeq and is a predicted model, not a curated record.
AAUGGGUGGAGAGUUAAAGAAAGCACCACCCAUUGAUCGACUUCCAGUUAUUGGGAUUGGUGAGACUGUGCAUGACCAGCCUGCACAUGAAGACCCUCCUGAUGAGCCUGACAAUCAAGACCCAAUGUUCCCACGCCGAAAGCAUGUCCGCUGUGAAGAUGACAUCAUAGGUGCCAAAGCUUCAAUCGUCUAUGAGAAGUGUUUAAGACAAUUGGCUUCAUUUCUGAUCCUGCCUGUGGAUAAAUGUACAGGCACUUUGAGAACCGGUGCCAUAUGCGACUGCGUUGCCCCCUUCAAGAUCAACAUCUCUUCCAAGGGCACAGCAACGAAUGUCGAAUGGAUCUGUCCCAAUGGACACUGCUUGUGGAGGUGGAAUUCCCAGCCUGUCAUGAAGUCCGGGGUUCAAGCUGGAGAUUUUCUCUUGUCCACCAACAUUUUGUUAUCUGGCAGUGACUAUACAAAGGUUGCCCUCUUGUUCAAAUUCAUGAACAUGGGGAUGGUGAACAAGAACACCUUCUGCUCCAUUCAGAACAAUUACUGUGUCGGCACAGUAAAGGACUUCUGGGAAGAGAGGAGGACGGAGGCCCUCAGUCGCCUUCAAGGGAAACGUGUUGUGGUCCUAGCGGGUGGUAUUAACGACUCGCCGGGCCAUUGUGCACAGUACUGCAGCUACACCAGCAUGGAGAAUGACACCAAGGAGAUAAUUCAUGUUGCCACCAUAGACAAGCGGCAGCCAUCCUGGAAGUCUGUCGUUAUGGAGAAGGAGGGUUUUAUCCAGACUGUGGACAAGCUCACAUCAGAAAUCAGGCUGGCAGAGAUCUGCACAGACGCUCACGCCCAGAUCGGAGCCCUUAUGAACCCAGACGAAGGCAGAUACAAGGCCCUCGGUAUUCAUCACAGUCUGGACAUGUGGCACGGUGCCAAAAACCUGGCCAAAAAAAUAGCUGCUGCGGCAAAGAAAGAAGGACAGCCCACUCUCUGGCUCUGGCUGAAAGACGUCGUUAACCAUUUUUGGUGGUGUUGUAAAACAGCUGACAAUACCCAGCAGUUUCUUGAACUAUGGGUUGGCAUCAUUCACCAUGUCUGUGACAUUCACACCUGGGCUAUGGGAAGGUGCCAACAUGAGCACAUGGAAGAAACACGUGGAAAGAUGUGGAUCCAGAGAGACUCCAAGUGCCACAAAGCUUUAGUGGACAUCGUUCUCAACAAGCAUUGGCUGAAGGAUAUACAUAAAUAUCUGCGUUUCAGAUCGACUGCAGACCUUGAGGCGUUCCAGAAUCAUAUUCUGAUGUAUGCUAGCAAGCACUACACUUUCAGUCCUGCAAUUUAUGAGACGAGAGUUCUGCUUGCUGCUCUGGACUAUAAUUUCCACCGAAGCCGACCGACAAUGAAAACAGCGGAAGGCAACGAGAUUUUCAGAAGGCUGUACAAGAAAAAUGGCAGAAGAUACAGCGUGUACACUCUAAAAUCAGAAAAAACCUAUGGAUACAUCUCCGAGCUGCAAGCAAGGAUUGUAAGGAGGAGAAUCACAAGUGGAGUGGGAAUGUCCAGAAGGUGGAAUCCUCGACCUAAUGACCCCAGACGGUUCGUGUUACCUGCAGAUGUCCAGCAGGUGUUGAUUGGUGAAAAGAAGUCUCCUGAUUGGAUCCCCCGCAAGGACCCAGAGCCUCUACACAUAAAAGAGGAACAGGAGGAACUGGGGAUCAGUCAGGAGGGAGAGCAGCUUAAUGGGUUUGGGGAGGCUAACGACUCCAGUUUCCCAUUACCUGGUGUUUCUUUGAAGAGUGAAAAUGAUGAAGAUGAACCUUGGUCUUCACAGCUUCAUCAAACUGGGGACAACAUAAAAGCAGAGCCUCCUGACAGCAGCUCAGCAACGGAGAUAAAAGCAGAAACUGAUGGAGGGGAGUGUGGAAUAUCAGAACCUGCCAGGAACGUAGAUCCAGAUGAUGAUCCACAACCACACACUGAUGAAAUGUCUUCAGACUCUUCAGAGACUGAUGUCAGUGAUGGAUGUUGGCAAGAACCUUUGUCAGAUUCUGGAUCUGAGACUGAAAACAGUGACAGUGAUUCUAAGAACACCAGGGCAUCUAAGUCAGGUGUAAAAUCAUGGAAACCCGAUGAAGGCCCUGUAAGUGAUGUGGAAUCUAACGAUGGAAACAAUUCCUUUAGUUGUCUUGAAUGUGGCAACGUAUGUCCUUUAGGAAAAGAGUCCUCCGACGAAACAUGUGAAAUGACACAAAAUGUCCACAGAGGGAAAACAUUUGGCUGUGAUCUUUGUAGGAAAAAUUUUGGCCACCAGUCAAAGCUUACGAGACACAUGAGAAACCACACAGGAAAGAAACCGUUCGGUUGUGAUGUUUGUGGGAAAACAUUUAUAGAACUAGUAAAGGUGAAAGCACACAUGAGAGUCCACACCGGAGAGAAACCCUUUGGCUGUGAUGUUUGUGGGAAAAGAUUUACAGAGCAGCAGAAUCUGAAGGCACACAUUAGAGUCCACACAGGAGAGAAACCAUUUGGUUGUGGUGUUUGCGGUAAAAGCUUUAACCAGAAGACAAAUCUUAAGACGCACAUGAAAAUCCACACAGGAGAGAAACCAUUUGGUUGUGAUAACUGUGGGAAACGGUUUAACCAGCAGUCACAUCUUAAGACACACAUGAAAAUCCACACAGGAGAGAAACCGUAUGGCUGUGAUGUUUGUGACAAAAGGUUUAACCAGCAGGUACAUCUGAAGCUACACAUGAAUGUCCACUCGAGAUGACGUGACGUGCAGGUUCCCACUGUGCCUGUGAACAUGAGUCUUCCCAGUGUCAUCAAAGCCAAACUGAGGACAACAGAGACAGCCUCCAGCCAGCAGCUCAGCAACGCAGAUAAAAACAGGCUGAUGGAGAGGACUGUGGAGGAUCAGAACCUGUCAGGAUCCUGGAUCCAGAUAGUCAUUCACAACCAAACACUGAUGACAAGGCGUCACACUCUGUUUGGAAAGAACCUUUCAAACUCCGACCUGAAACUGAAGACUGGAAAUGGUUGGAAGA